This is a messenger RNA of Cadophora gregata, 1008 nucleotides long. RefSeq lists its product as uncharacterized. NCBI's taxonomy places the organism in Eukaryota, Fungi, Ascomycota, Leotiomycetes, Helotiales, Ploettnerulaceae. The transcript has a single exon. The coding region runs from base 1 to 1008 and encodes 335 amino acids. The record is from RefSeq and is a predicted model, not a curated record.
AUGCUCCCCCGAGAGCUCCAAAUCAUGAUCUGGCGUUUUGCUCUUCCUCGAUUCCGUAUCAUCCAACCCAUUCUGGAUCGAGGCGGCCACGACUAUAGCUUCCCCAUGUACAACUGGCCUCGACCACCACCACAAGAUCCCGUACUCCUGCAGGUCAACCGACAAUCACGAUAUGAAGCGAUACGAUUCUUCCGUCUCCGAGCUCUGGAGAAGUACUUCGUUUCCACCUCGAACUCAAUUCGUGUCCCAAAACCGCUCUACAAGCCAUGUCGGUACUUUAGUCCCCGCUUCGACAUCUUGUACUUCGACUCCAUCUUGGACUUCGAGCUUGGAGGAUACUGUGUCCGCAACGUCCUCGCGCGAUGCGAUUCCGUACUCGAGACGGCGAUGUGCGAGAACAUUGCAUUGAGGUUGGAGAGUAUGCCAUACAUGAUCGAGCGGUUCUUUGUUUGGCUUGUGGUUUGGAUCUUGUGGUUUCCAAAGGUGAGGACGAUGUGGAUCGUCAUUGAUGAUUUGCUUGAUGAGUGGAAACUAAUGAAGCUCGCGAAGAAGAUUAGGAUGGCCGCUUGGAUGGCAGGAAAGUGUACCAAAGAAAGGAAGGAAGACUUAAAGGAGCUGAAGGGUCGACAUGGGGAGUGGCAGGUACCUGAGGUUGAAGUUGUGAAGAGGAAGGUUUUUGAGUCGGACUGGUGGCGGAAGUCAUUGAAGAGUGCCUGGCCAGACGAUGCAGUGUUGAAACUUCAAGAUGCCACUGCAGAGUCUGGUAUCAAAGUUGAAGGCGUGAUAGUGGAGCCGGACACCACUCACGAAAUCACAAGUGAGAAGUGUUUUAUCAAAGCUGAAAGCAAGAAGCUGGAGGAGGGUACCUCUGACAAGACAAGUAAACAUUGUUAUGUUAGAAUUGAGGAGAUAAAGGAAGAGCAUAGCACCCGCAAGGAGAUAGAUGAAGGGUGCUAUGUUGAAAUUGAAAGUGUGAAGGAUGAAGAGAUUGUUAUCUUCGACGAAUAA